Messenger RNA from Mercurialis annua (annual mercury), 777 nucleotides. RefSeq names its product sugar transport protein 2-like. The transcript has 5 exons. Gene Ontology annotation, molecular function: transmembrane transporter activity. Bases 1 to 777 code for a protein of 258 amino acids. The record is from RefSeq and is a predicted model, not a curated record. Gene Ontology annotation, cellular component: membrane. NCBI's taxonomy places the organism in Eukaryota, Viridiplantae, Streptophyta, Magnoliopsida, Malpighiales, Euphorbiaceae. Gene Ontology annotation, biological process: transmembrane transport.
AUGGCAGCUUCAAUAUCGAUGUUGUUUGCUUUUUCCUUGAAGAAUAUAUGGGAAAGUCAACUUUUUGUUUUGAUGGCACUGGGAAUCGUACUAACAGUUGUAAUACCAACCAUUAUUACUGAGAUGGAGUUAGACAGAAUGAGCGGAUUGAAUAUAGAACUUGGACGUUCAAUGGCUGUUGGUACAACAUUAGCUAUAGGGCUGAAUUAUUCUGCUUCAUAUUUUCAUGUGUGGGGGUGGAGAUUUUCAACUGGAUUUAUAAUUCAAGUUGCAUUUCUCUUACUCAUGAUAUAUUUCUAUAUUUUUGAGACACCUUCCUGGUUGUUGGAGUAUAGAAAAAUAAGUGAAUCUAAAGUUGUGCUGGGAAUGGUGCUGAACGCAAUCCAUGUGGAUCACAUGUGUGCAGAGAUUGAUGAAAAUAUUUUAAGAACGAAAGUUGUUAGUCAUCUACAAGUGAUAUUGCAUCAUGAAAGCCGCCCAGCUUUAGUAAUCAUGCCAUGGAUUUUUUGGAGAUUCGGAAGGAGGAGACCUCUUAUUAUAGCCUCUAUUCUGAUGCUAUCAUCUCUGGCGUAUGUUUCAGUUAUAUUUUACUUGUAUGUCGACUCACAUUUCUUACUUCAAAGUUCUAUUGUUUACGUCAUUAUGGGUUUGACCAAAUCAGAGCAUAAGAAACUUAAGAAUGAAGGAGAAGAGAAGGGUUUGAGCGAUCAAAUUUGCGAUCAUCACAGUUUCUUCUUUCGGACUCGGAAUUGUAUGAUAUUCGUUGCGUUGGAUUAA